Molecule: messenger RNA, 1374 nt
Organism: Cavia porcellus (domestic guinea pig)
Lineage: Eukaryota; Metazoa; Chordata; Mammalia; Rodentia; Caviidae
Product: collagen alpha-2(I) chain-like
Exons: 2
Coding region: 6-749 (247 amino acids)
Source: RefSeq, a predicted model, not a curated record
GCUCCAUGUCGGCCGGCGCGCCGCCGCCUAGGGGCGCACGGCUCAGGCGGGCCGACCCGCGGGGGCGCACAUCCUCGUCCGGGCAAGGGUCCCUUCGGGGACGACGGAGAGGGCGGCGGCGGCUAGGCGGGCGCGCUCCGGGGUGGCGGGCACGGCGGAGCCCGGGGAGGCGCGGUUCCCCUCCUGCACGCCGGGCACCGAUGCUGGCUGGCGCGGGGCGACAAUCGCAGCGCGGCGCAGCUCUCGCCUCGGGCCCCGGAGCUCUGCGCCGUGGGUUUGGUGGUACCCGGGCUCUGGACGACUCUGCCACUCAGGCGGCCGCGGGUCCUCUUCACGAGUGUCCGAUCGGGGCUAUGUCCGGGCUCCGCCGCCGGUCAGCGCCGCUCAAGUUGCCGGGAGCUCCGUCUGAGCGCACGUUCUGCAGACGGCCGGGCCAGGGCCAGCGGGAGACGGGUGAGGCGGGCGCGCGGGGCGAGGGCGCGUGGAGCGCGGGGCGUGGGGACGCGCGGCGGCGGCGCCGCGCGGAGGAGGCGCGCGGGGAUCCCGGGGCCCCGCCGCCCGCGCCCACCGCGCCCUCCGCAGAGCCGCCCGCGCUGCUCGGCCGCCUCCCUCUGCGCGUCUGCCGCUCCGCGCGCUCGCCCCCGCCUCCCCGAGCGGGUCCCAACUCCGCCCGCCUGGCCCGGCUCACGUCACCCGCCUUCCCCGCCCCUCGAAUGGGAGCCCGAGCCCCUGCCCGGCCCAGGCUCUAGCCUGGCGGUGGCCCGACUCGCUGCCUGGGGCUGUGCCCAGCGCUGGCCCUGGCGAGACCUGAGGUGGGGUCCUCGCCGCCCCCUUCCCCAUCCUCGGCCUCGUCUGGUCCCCACCUUGAAAACGGCUCGGGAGAAGCCGCAGGCUCCGAUUGGACCGCCGGGCGCCGCCGGAUGGUGUUGCCACGGGGAGGCUGAGUGCUGUGCUGGAGCUUCGGAAUUUCUCCCCUGGUGGUCUCAGCAGUUUCCAGCUGAGGGGACAGAGCUGGGCACAGAGGAGCUGAGGUGCCACCUGCAAAGUGACCCACGGAACAACCAGCCCGCAGCGCAGGACACCCAGGGCCUGCAGGAAGGGAGUGAGGGUCGCCCUGCCUCGCGAAUCUCAGGGGUGCUCUGAGAGGACACAGUGUUCCCAGGCUUCAUGCUGGGGCAGACAAGUGUGAGGUCUUCCCUGCUGCCAGAAAGGGGACCAGCUGCUGCCUACGAACAGGAUUGGCCAGGAGGAAAACUCAUUUGAAGGCUUUCAGGGUUCUCCCUGAUAGCUUUGCCUCUUCUAUUUAGAUGAGAAGGAAUGAACAGAAAGAAGAUUAAUUUGCAUUGCAAAAUAAAGUAACCAGAUUUGAAAGCA